ACCCCCACCCGGACCCCGACCCGGACCCGUGAGCCCUGCCUGGACCCGGACUCCCAUCUCCGCAGGCUGAGUCUGCCGCUCGGGAUUCGGAGCCGCCCUGGACAUGCCAUGAGAGCAAGCACGCGUCCCUGAGUUCAGCGGGGUCUGCAGUGCGGCCUCAGAGGCGCUGGAGCAGGGACCUCUCUGCAUCAGGCUCCCCACGGAUGAAGCCAGCAAGCCGCGCUGCCUCUGGCCAGCUGCCCCUCCAGGAAGAGUGCGAAUGAAAGAAGCACCUUAAGAAGUAGAAGCAGAGCUACAUCGCGGCUACUUAGGAGCCUGGACCUUGUCCUGGCCCCAGUGCCAGCGUUUUUCCCAGCCAGGAGCUCACAGGGCACCCAUCCCCGGAAGCCAGCAGCUGGGUGAGUCUGGGUGCGGCACCCCGCCUGCAGCCGGACGGCAGAAGACGGCCCCAUGUGUGGAGACACACGGCCCCGUCCCCCUGGGGACACACAGCCCCAUCCCUCUGGUGACACGCAGCCCCGUCCCUUUGGGGAUACGCCGGCUGCCAGCCCUUCCCCACCCUGACGAGUCCUUCCCGCAGUAGCAGACGGAAGGCCCUGGUCCCGAGAACCGUGUGCGGCCGGCGGGAUGACUGCGGAGCUCCGGGACGUGCUGGUGCUGCUGCCUACACGGGAACGGCUGCGGCUGUCCGUGGGGGUGCAGGCCACGGGGCGCGAGCUCUUCCAGCAGGUGUGUGACAUGACCGGCAUCAGAGAAGCCCACUUCUUUGGCCUCAGCGUGGUCAGAAACAACGAGCACGUCUUCAUGGAUCUGGAGCAGAAGCUCAGCAAAUACUUCUCCAAGGACUGGAAGAGAGAGACUCGCGGACCCCAGGGCGGCGGCAGGCCGGGCGCCCCCUUCGUGACCUUCCUCGGGGUGCAAUACUACGUGGAAAACGGAAGGCUCAUCAGGUAGGAGCUCGCUGCUGUCACACCUUCCCAGAAGGUGAUGAGCUGUCAGGAUGCCGCUGAGGCUGGAGGGGAGGGUGGGGGGCAGCCGACCUUCCCAAUCAGAGGCGU
This is a messenger RNA of Odocoileus virginianus texanus, 1058 nucleotides long. The record is from RefSeq and is a predicted model, not a curated record. Lineage: Eukaryota; Metazoa; Chordata; Mammalia; Artiodactyla; Cervidae.